CUUCCCUUCAAACCCUACUGCUGCCUCAUCUCACAUAUCUCUCCUCUUUGUUUUUUUUUUUUUUUCCUUCCCUCUAUUACCUUACCUUUAUCAUGGAAUCUACAAAACUCCAUCCUGCUUCCACUGUAUCGAACAUUAAAAGUCUCAUCCCCAUAACUUUGGAGAUGGAGACCGGGCAAUAUGCGUCAUGGUCUGAACUUUUCAAGAUUCAGUGCCGGGCGUUUCUCGUGAUUGAUCAUCUAUCACCUAAACCACCUGCUCCUGCUGCCUCUAGUUCCAAAGACACAGACAAAGACAAAGACAAGGUUACUACCCCUGUCGAUGAUCAAUGGGAUCGGCUAGAUGCGAUUGUGCUACAAUGGAUCUACGCUACAAUCUCUAAUGAUCUUUUACACACGAUUCUCAAACCAAAUACCACCGCUUACGAUGCAUGGACCACCCUUGAAGGAAUUUUCCAAGACAACAAGAGCUCUCGUGCCAUCCAUCUUCUCCAUAAAUUCUCAAACACUCGUCUCGACGGGUUUUCGAACGUUUCCGCCUACUGUCAACAGUUGAAGAUGAUAGCAGAUCAGUUAGCUAAUGUGGGUUCUCCGGUUGAAAACGACAGGCUGGUACUUCAACUUAUAUCCGGUUUAAACGAGCAAUAUGAGGGGAUCGCAACCAUACUUCAGCAACAAGAUCCUCUCCCAACUUUUUAUGAAGCUCGUUCGAAAUUAGUCUUGGUUGAAAGUCGGAAAACAGAGCAGGCGUUGAAUAUGGCUCAAACUGCGGGCACGCCCUUAACGCAAACACUUCCAGGCCUUCGAACCAAACCCACUCAGACGCGGAGCGAGGCCGUGGUCGUGGCAGAAGUCGCGGACGCGGCAGAGGACGGCAGGCUAACCGUGGCAGGGGUGCGUUCGGGUCGUCAGGAUACCCUACCGGUGCACCAGGACAGGGCUGGCCUCCUAACACAUGGGCUGGAAAUCAACAGUGGGCUGCCAACAACAACUUCAACAAUAAUUGGGCUGUCAAUCAGCAGUGGGCCGCCCCACCCCAGUGGAACUCAUGGGCUGCUCCACCACCGUGCCCUUAUCCCACUACCUCCCCUCGGCCCAGCACUAAUACUAGCGGACAGGGUAUUCUCGGCUCGCGACCCAAUCAAGCUCACUAUACUGCCUACACACCCACCGACAUUGACCAGGCGCUCCACACCAUGUCUCUAAAUCAACAAGACCCGACUCUCUACAUGGACACCGGGGCGACAGGAUUACAAGACCCGGAUCCCUAUCCUCCGGUGCAACAGCAACGGUGACUUAUACCCUCUUUUGCUCGGAUCUGGAAGCACCACCACCACACC
This is a messenger RNA of Helianthus annuus (common sunflower), 1339 nucleotides long. RefSeq lists its product as uncharacterized. NCBI's taxonomy places the organism in Eukaryota, Viridiplantae, Streptophyta, Magnoliopsida, Asterales, Asteraceae. The record is from RefSeq and is a predicted model, not a curated record. The coding region runs from base 93 to 1205 and encodes 370 amino acids. The transcript has 2 exons.